Parnassius apollo (apollo) is the source of this 2826-nucleotide messenger RNA. The record is from the annotation of a GenBank genome assembly. NCBI's taxonomy places the organism in Eukaryota, Metazoa, Arthropoda, Insecta, Lepidoptera, Papilionidae.
AUGCCUGCAGGACUUGUGGAACUAAUGGAAGGCCUCACUAAAGAGGUUCUUAGAUGUAAUCCAACUGACGUGUUUGAAUUCUGUGCAGAGCAUAUGAAGAAGUUGCUCGAGUUAAGGGAUGGUCGUCCACCUGACAGGUAUUUAACUCUGGAAAAAAAAAUUAUUAAGGCUACUAACAUUGUAAGACAAAGAGCUAAGCAAAGGCGUCAAAAGUACGAUAAAGAAAUGCAGUUAUAUUUGAGGCAAGAUAGCUUGUCGCCCCAGCAUCCAUCUGAAAAUAAAGAGUUUGAAUUAAAAUGGGACAAUCAUUUAAAUGAUUCAACAGCACAGAGUUUGUUAAAAUUGGAAGGUGUUUCAAAACUAAUUAAGAAUGAUAAUGUGAAUAAUUUUGAUUUGAACAACACUGAAUAUGGAAACUGUAAUCAAGACAGAAGUACAGAAAUUUAUUCAAAAGAAAUUAAGGAUGAAGAUGCAGUUGAGAAGUUAAGUAAUAUGGAACAAGUUUCUGAAGAUACCAUUAACAAUCACAGCGACCAAAAUCAAAAGCCCAAUUUUCAUGUAAACAACAUCACUCGUGAUAUAGAAAAACACGGUAUAAAUAAAAGUGAUAGGGAUACUAGUAGCCAUGCGGAAAAUAUGGUAGAUGAUACAAAGCAUGUUGAUAAAAUAGAAAAUACAGAAAGCUUAUCGGUUACUAAUAUUUAUAACAUAGAAGGUGUCAGUGUAGAACUGGAAAAAAUUGAAACACUUGUUAAGAAUUAUUCAAAUGAUAAACCAGUUUUAACCAACAAUGAAAAUGUGGUAAUUACUGCUGACACUAUCAUUAACCAGACGGUUGAAGAAAAUUUAAAAGCUGUUGAUAAUAUACAUGUUGAUGGAAGCAUAUCUGAUAUCGAAAAUAAAGGAAUAUUAAAUCUUGUAGAAAAAAAUAUUGGAAAAUCUGCAGUUUCAAAUGCAGAAGUUUGCCAAGAAAUUAUGAAAGUAUAUGAAGAUGACAAAGAUGAUAAAGAACAAAUUAAUUGCGACCGGAAUGCUAUAGUAGAAAAUAAAAUUUUUGAAAGUGAUUAUACAUAUAAAGCUGACAUUGUAACAGAUAAUAAAGAAAGCACAGUGUGUGAUGAAGUAAAUAAAGACGAAUACAGUCAUCAAUUUAAAGAAGGUAACUUAUCAUCUGAUAUAGGGGAAGUUGAAAUUGUGAAUGCUAAAUGUUUACAAAAAGAAACUUUUGGUAAAGAGUGUAAAGACGGAAUUGAUACUGAUUCUCACGAUGUUAUUUCUAUCGAUAAAGAAAACACUCAAAUAAAAGCAGUCAUUACGCCUAAUAAUUAUGCAGAAAUUGAAAUUAAGCCUGUUAUUAAUAAUGACCAAUUUUUACCAGAGAAUAAAUUAAACAUGAAUGAGAAUCAUUCUAAUGUAGAAAAUGCGAACGGAAGUAAAAGUGAAAAUAAAUUAGAAAGCGAAGCUUUAAAAAUAAAUAAUGGGGACCUUGAUACUAUUGUAGCAAGCAAUGUCAGUGAAACAAAGGUUCAAAUAGUUAAUAAAUUAUCAUCGCAGUUUAAUGAUCAAAACAUAGACAAUGCCACAAGCAAUAAUUUUGAAGAAGGGAACAAUAAUUCAACUGAAAAUUCUGAAAUAAAAAUAAUAAAAGAAGACGUGUAUAAUGACAAUCCACUAUUAUGUGAACCAAAUAACUCAAGCAUUAUUUUGAAUGGUGAUUGUAAUAUUAAUGAUAAAGAUAACAGUGACGAGGAAAUUUUAUCAAAUACCACUUGUGUUGUUGAUGAAGCAAGUGAAUCUAAAAGAACUCAGGCAAUGGAUCUUGAAACGGCUGCUAUAACCAUACAAAAAGUCUUUCGCAACUUUCUUUUUAGAAGCAAAACUUCUAGUUUUGACGAAUCUACAAAUAUGGACUUUAAUGGCUUUGAACGUGAAAACAACUUAAAGGAUGAAGAAAUUACCAACAAGAAUCAGAACAUUAACAAGGAUAGACGAACACUUGGCAUAAGUCGCAUGGACACUGUGUUACAAACGGUAAAUGAAGAAAAAUCGCUCUCUGUAUCUACCGACGAUUCGUCUACACUAUCUAGUGCUGCUACCGUCAUUCAGGCUCACAUCAGAGGUUUUCUAAUAAGAAAUCGGUUGAAUCGCAACAAAACAAUUUCAAAUACUACUUUAGUUGAUUCUGAUAACCCAUCUACGUCCUUAGAAACUGAUCCAGAUCCUACUAGAAAUAAAACAGUGUUAAACAUUCACAUUGUUCCUGAUGGAAGUCAGUUCAUGAGCAGAGACGAAAGUCUGUUGACAUCGGUAGAGUUAUCUUUAGAUGGGAGCCCACCUACAUCCACAAAUUUGCAUCCUUUAGGUUACGACAAAAACGAACGACGUAAACAGUUAAAAAGAGAAGAUGCAAUUCAAUCUAUAUCACCCCCUAGUAACAGUUGUAGUCGUCUUAGUGAAGAACUCGAUUCUGCAAAGGAACUCUUUGUUAAUGACACUAGUAUGGAAAAAGAGCAAAAGAUUACUGAUGAAAUACCUAUAGAUUCUGAAAUGAUAGUUGGAGCUAAUAGUGGAGAUAUCUUGUUGAAAGAAUCGGUGGUGGAAGAGCAGCAUCAGGAUCAAAACUUAACACUUAUGUCUGAUUUUAAGCAACACGCAAAAUCUGAAAUAUCUUCUGACGAAUCAGAUGUGAUUACUCCUUUUGUACCAACCGAGGAAAAUAAUGGUGAUUCAGAUAAUACAAAAUUGCUUCACUCUGGUGAAUUUCACGAUUUGGUCCUACCUACGAAGGUGUCCCGCAGUGACACGUCAGUCGUCCGUGGUGAGUGA